AUGGAGACAGAUGACAGAAUUGCAAUUGUAGGAAUUGGUUGCAACUUUCCAGGGGGUGAAGGAACUGACAACUUCUGGCGGGUACUUGUGAAAGGCCGAAACUGUACAGCAGAGAUACCAUCUGAAAGGUUUAACACUGAACAAUGGUAUGAUGCAAAUGAUAACAUGCCUGGUAAAAGUCGGACAAAAGAAGCAGCUCUUAUUGAAGGAUUUAAUGAAUUUGACAACAAGUUAUUUGGAAUCAGUGAUGCAGAAGCCGAACGCAUAGACCCUCAACAAAAAUUACUCCUAGAAUGUUCCUAUAGAGCCCUGGAGGAUGCUGGAAUCCCAACUGAGGAUGUGGCAGGAUCCAGAAUUGGUGUUUUUGUUGGUCUUAUGAAUCAAGACUUUACAACUAUGCUUCACAACUUUCCAAAUACUUUGAACCAUUAUGAUGCCACUGGAUCUGCAGCAAGUAUUGCUGCAAACAGAAUCUCAUAUGCUUUUAACUUAACUGGACCAUCCCUUUCUAUAGAUACUGCCUGUUCAUCAUCUCUUGUUGCCCUACAUUUCGCCUGCCUUGCAAUUAAACAAGGGGACUGUGAGGCAGCUCUUUGUGGAGGUGCGAGUUCUAUUUUAGACCCUGUAAUAUACGUAGUAUUGAGUAAAGCCAAAAUGAUAUCUCCUGAGGGGAUAAGUAGACCCUUUUCUAAAACAGCAAAUGGUUAUGGAAGAGGAGAAGGCUGUGGCAUUGUCUUAGUGAAGCCACUAAGGAAGGCACUGGAAGACUGCAACAAAAUCUGGGGUGUUAUCAACUUCAGUGCAGUGAAUCAGGAUGGACGAUCAGUAACUCCUAUCACCAGGCCCUCUCAGAAACAACAGGAGAAACUCCUAGAGAGCAUUUACUCAAGUCAUAUCAACCCAUCAAUUGUGCAGUACAUCGAAGCGCAUGGGACAGGAACACCUGCUGGAGACCCUACUGAAGCAGAGAGCAUAGGCAACAUUAUUGGCAGAAGAAGACCUAGAAAUGCACCUCCUCUGAAAAUUGGUUCAGUGAAAGGCAACAUUGGUCAUACUGAGUCAGCUGCCGGAGUAGCAGGCCUAAUUAAAGUUGUUUUGAUGAUGAAACAUGAAAAGAUAGUCCCAUCUCUCCACUAUUCAGAAAGUGGGAGUAGCAUAAACACAGAAAAGUUAAAUCUCUCCAUUCCAACAGAAGUAGAGAAAUGGGAAGAGUCUUUAGAAUUUGGCAGAGUUGCUGGCAUAAACAGCUUUGGAUAUGGAGGGACCAAUGCCCACGUUAUUGUCAAGCAGUUUAAGCAGCAACCUCAGCAUAUACCUUCUAAAAGGCCCUAUGAAAUAUUGAUACUUUCUGCAGCUUCCAGUAAGUCCCUCAAGCUCAUAAUGGAAGACACAGCUCAACAACUGCGUCAGAAUGACCAUGUGUCUCUACAGAAUCUGACCUAUACAUCUGCCUGUAGAAGAAGCCAUGCCAACUACAAAUACAGAAAAGCUUUUGUGACAACUUCCUUAGGAAAUCUGCAGCAACAACUUAUUUCAGCAACUGGAGUCCAAACAUCUCACACAAAAGGGACUCCUCAAUUAGUAUAUGUGUUCUGUGGUAAUGGAGCCCAUUACAAGGGAAUGGGCAAGGUCUUGCUUAGGUCAGAACCAGUGUUCAGAGAAAAAUGCCAAGAAAUCUCUAAUUUGUUUCUCCAAUAUGCACCUAUCAGGCUGCUGGAUUUGAUAGAGGAAGAAUUUGAUGAUUUUUCAAGACCUGAAAUCGCCCAGCCCCUCCUCUUCCUAAUCCAGGUGGCUUUAGCAUCCCUCCUGAAGUUCUGGGGCAUUGAACCCAUUACUAUUGUGGGACAUUCAGUUGGAGAAAUAGCUGCUGCCCACUGUGCCGGGCAUCUUACCCUUGAGGAUGCUGUGAAGGUUAUUUACUACAGGAGUAACUUACAGGCAAAGGUCACUGGAGGGAAAAUGCUAGUAGCUGGAAAUAUUCCCAUUGAGGAAAUCUCAAAAUCCUUAGACCCCCACUCUGGAAAGGUAUGCAUUGCAGCCUUCAAUAGUCCCAAUUCCUGUACAUUGUCUGGAGAAGCAGAUGCAAUAAAUGCACUUCGUGAAGAACUACUUCAGCAAUUUGGGGCAAGGAAUAUAUUUCUCUUUGACUUAAAAGUCCCUGCUGCUUAUCACAGCCAUAUGAUGGACCCAAUAAUCACAGAUAUUACAGAGAGUAUAAAGGAUUUGGUGAGGCAAGAGCCAGAAGUGGAAAUUAUCUCAACAGUGACAGGACAAAGAGCUUCUGUAGAGGAUUUCACGACAAGUAAAUAUUGGGCCAAGAACAUUCGAGAACCAGUUUCUUUCACACAGGCCAUCAAAGCUUCAGCUCAAGGAAAGGACAAUAUAAUGUUCAUUGAAAUAGCCCCUAAACAAGUAUUACAAAGGAAUAUUAAAGAGACUCUAGGAAAACAAAGUGUUGUUUUGCCUGCACUGCAAGCAGAGAAAGAUUAUGAGACCCUUUUUGCACUGGUAGAAAAUCUAUUCGAAGCGGGAUAUAAUCUCAAUUGGCCACACUUCUAUGAUGGCUUGAAGGCAAUUCCAACAGAAUAUCCAAGAUACAAAUUUGAUCGUCAGAAUCUUAACACAUACCUGAAAAGCAUUCAGCAGCAGCACAGCACACCCAAUUCUAAUCAUCCUCUCAUUAGCAGUGCAAAUAACAACUUGGAAAUCACCUGCACAAUAUCUCAGAAUACAGCACCCUAUGUUUAUGAGCACAAAAACAAUGGUGUACCUUUGGUUCCAGGGGCCCUUUUUGCUGAAGUUGGUUUAGCUUCAGUAAUGAUCAAUUCAAGACCUAAAAUACCUGUAAGUGCAUGUCAACUGAGUGUCAGUUUUUUAUCUCCCUGUGUGGUAAACCAAGGUUCCCUUGACUUGCGAGUCAAACUUGAAUUGAAAAACACAGCGACUGAAUUCAAAAUACUCUCUUCAUCCUCUGUAGUUAUUGCAGCAGGGCAAGUUACAAAGAUACCAGAAGGAAAUAUAAGUGAUAGCAAACUUCUGUCUCUUAGCAGCAUCUUCCAAAGGUGUAAGUCAGUCUUAGCCACGGGGGAAGUUUAUGAAAUCCUUUCUCUUGUUGGUUUUCAAUAUGGCAACAUUUUUAAACAACUAGGUGAUAUUUCAUACUGUGAUGAGCUAAAGGAAGGCAUAGCAACUAUUAGAGUAAAUGAGGCAACCAGAAGGGAAAUGUAUGACUAUCACAUUCACCCAGUACUGCUAGACUGCUUCCUGCAGAUGACAGCUGUUAUUGCCAGCAGAGGCAACAGAAAUGGAAGAAAGCCUGCAUUUCCUUCUUCCAUAGGCAGCCUUGUGGUCUUCAGACCCCUGGAAGAGGAAAUGGUGAUAUAUAUGAAAGCCAACAAGUCUACCGAGAACUACUUAGAAGUCUGUGGAUUUUUUACAGAUAAACAUGGCCAGGUUUUGGCAGAACUGAAGCACGUUGGGAUCACAUAUAUGACAAAAGCAUCUGCUAAUGAUGACUUCUUGUUUGAAAAUAAAUGGAUACCAAUCUCUCCAGUGCCAGUAGCUGAAUAUUCACUUGAAUCUCCUCAAUUCUUGGUGUUUGCUGACAAAUAUGGAAUAGCUCAACAGUUAAAAAAAUACUUGCACAGUCAAUCCAAGUAUAUUACAUUGGAGGAGUGGGAAACAAUUCAAAAAUUUGAAAAGUCAGAAAGAGAUAUGAUGAGAACAGCAACACAGGGCUUCCACAAUGUAAUAUUCAUGUGGGGAAUCCAAAAACUUAAUGAAAAUUCCCCAGGAACAGUAAUCAUGAAAGAGUCAGCAAAGUGUUGUGAGACACUUCGUCAAGUUGUCUUGGCCUUGAGGGAGCAGAACGCUCGUUGUUCUGUGACACUAGUCACUUACAGAACCGCAUCAAGCAUCGUUGAUCAUAUUAAUCCUGGUUUUGCUCUGUCUGGCAUGACAAGGUGCUGUUUUGUAGAAGUUCCAGACAUCACAUUUAAGAUGAUAGAUAUCAGUUUUACAACUACACAGGACAUAGCGAGUUUGGCAGAAGCUAUCAUUAAAUAUAAGGCGGAAGAUUAUCCUGAAGUCUGGAUUGACCAGGGAAGAAUGCACAUUACUGAAAUCAGGCAUACUCCCUAUAAACUCCCUUCUGACAGCCAACUUCCCAGGAGUCCACAGACUUCAGGAAUGUUUACUUUAUACACAGGAAAUCCAUAUAAGGCAAUAGAUCUGGCUGCUCAGGUAACAGAACCUGAAGUCAUUCACCUUGAAAACCACACUAUUGAAGUUCAAGUUGAGAGGAUAUGUAUCCAUUCAGAAGACUAUUUCCCUGUUAGCACCUCUAGUUCAACCUUUGGAAACUCUUUGUACUGGACAGAGCACACUGUGGAACAGCAUCAAUUGCUAGCCCUGGACUUCAGCGGUACAGUAACCAACAUAGGCAAAGGAGUGAAAGAAGUAAAGGUCGGUGAUCAUAUUGCCACAUGCUUUCCAGUUGUUGCAUCGUCAAGGGUCUUAAUUCCUGAGAUGACCUGUUUCAAAACCAAGAAAUUACCCAUUUUUAGAAAUACACCUUGUGUUUCAUAUUUCAUAAUAGCAUGGAAAAUUCUCUCUCAGAUAUUGCCAAAACCAAAGAAUCUCGCCCCUUUAUCUGUUAUCUGUACUCAUCCAGGAUCAAUUUUAGGCCAAGUGCUGACUUUGGCAGCCAAAGAUGUGGGCUGGAAAGCCAGUCUUCUCUCACCCUCUCCUGAUCUACACAAAACUGUGAAACAAUGUCAGGCACUCAUAUUUCUGCCUUCAUUAACUAACUUCUCCAAGGAAAUGCUGUCUGACCUUUCAAACCUCAGAGAUGUGGUAGUUUUACAUGGGAGUCACCAGCCUGAAUUUCUGCAGCAGCUACUUCAUAACAGUUAUGAUCAUAUCCAGGUUCACACCCUCAACAUCAGUCCGAUUUUUCAGAAAUCAACUUUAAUACGAAAUAAUAGAGCUAUCUCCCAGUGGGCAAAAUCAAUGACUUUUCCAAAGAACAUAAAUUUAACCUAUUCUAUUUUUCAUCCCAUUGGGUCUUUUGCCUUCACAGAGCCAACUUUUCUCUCCUACUUCACUUGCACAGUCCUCCCACUAGUUGUGUUGGAAGGAAGAUUACCAGAAACUGAAAUUUCAAACAUACCUAAGAAUGCAGCAAGAAAGAAACUAUUUCAGCCAAAUGCAGUGUAUAUUGUAUCAGGUGGACUGACUGGCCUUGGCUUUGAAACAGUCAGAUUUAUUGCCCAGAAUGGGGGUGGCUCUGUGGUGAUUCUUUCAAGAAGAAGUCCAAAUGCCGAGCAACAACAGGAAAUACAGUCUUUGGAAAAUCAGAAUAAAGGCUGCAAGAUCAUCAGCUUGCAGUGUGAUGUGAGUGUUCACUCUGAGGUGAACAAGGUGAUUAGUUCCAUUGGUAAUAACUUUCCAAAGGUUCCGAUCAAAGGUGUGUUUCACAGCGCAGUUGUGUUAGAUGAUGGACAUCUUGAAGCUCUGAACCUCACUCGCUUUGAGAAAGUAUUAAGUCCCAAAGUUGCAGGAGUAAUAAAUCUUCAUUGUGCUACUAGAGGGCAUGAGCUGGAUUAUUUUGUCUGUCAUUCAUCCGUUACCUCAUUCCUUGGGAAUGCAACCCAAAUGAAUUAUGCUGCUGCUAACUCCUUUCUAGAUAUCUUCUGCCAUUAUCGGAGGAACUGUGGUCUUGCUGGUCAAUCCAUCAACUGGGGAGCCUUGAAUCUUGGACUACUGCUAAACAAAGAGAAUCUUCAAAAGUUUUUAGCAAGCAAGGGAAUACUUACUCUUCAGAAAUCUGAAAUUCAUGAAUAUCUUGAAAAAGGCUUACUUCUAAAUAAUCCUCAGCAAGCAAUAGCUAAAUUUGAUGUAACAGGUAUGAAGAAGUAUUUCUUUAGUCAGGUUCCAUCUUUCAAAGUCCGAUUUGCUAAUCUUAUACAAAAGGAAUACAAAACGUUGGGUGAGACUAACACCGUGGCUCAUCAAGAUUCAUCUCAGAUGACAACUAAAGAUUAUAUCUAUUCUGUAGUAAGUGAACUCAGUAAUACCAAUCCAAAGGACAUUACAAUGAGCACUUCUCUCAUGUCACUUGGCAUGGACUCUAUGUCAGCUAUGACCCUACAAAAUAAGCUCUUCCAAGACAAAAAGGUGGAAAUUCCACUCAUCAGAUUACUUGACCCCAACACAACUCUGAUGACCAUUCAGUCACUUUUGGAGGAACAAUCAGAGAACAUGGUAAAUAAAGGAGUUGGUGAUAGAAAUCAAGACACUUAUUUUUAG
Molecule: messenger RNA, 6309 nt
Organism: Trichosurus vulpecula (common brushtail)
Lineage: Eukaryota; Metazoa; Chordata; Mammalia; Diprotodontia; Phalangeridae
Product: 6-methylsalicylic acid synthase-like
Exons: 6
Coding region: 1-6309 (2102 amino acids)
Biological process (GO): fatty acid biosynthetic process
Molecular function (GO): 3-oxoacyl-[acyl-carrier-protein] synthase activity; fatty acid synthase activity
Source: RefSeq, a predicted model, not a curated record